Molecule: messenger RNA, 3107 nt
Organism: Ogataea polymorpha
Lineage: Eukaryota; Fungi; Ascomycota; Pichiomycetes; Pichiales; Pichiaceae
Exons: 2
Coding region: 1-732 (243 amino acids)
Molecular function (GO): hydrolase activity
Source: RefSeq, a predicted model, not a curated record
AUGUCUGGGUUGAGUCCGUGCUGUAUUAAAACCUCAUUUCAUGAGGGUGAAACCAAGGGGGAGUUCGUGAAGUUAGGUGACUUCAGUGUCUACAAAUCUGGAAACGACACCAAGAGAAUCCUCGUCAUUUUUACCGACAUUUAUGGCUACAGGACCAACAAUGUUGACUUGAUUGCUGACAAGUUUGCGGAUAAUUUGGGUUACCAAGUCCUGGUUCCAGAUCUUUUUGACGAGGACCCAGCUGUUGCUAACAAAACUAAUAUAGGUGAGUGGCUAGGUAGACACUCACCUGCUCAGUCGGGUCCAAUUGCCAAAGCCUUUCUGGAGUACUUGAAAAAAACAUAUGACCCAGCUUACCUGUGUACCAUGGGCUACUGUUAUGGAGCUAAGCUAGUUUUCCAGAAUGCAACCAAGGACAGUAUUCCAAACGUCUGUGCCAUGGCUCACCCUAGCCUCACUGAGGAGUCUGACCUCGAAAAUCUUGCAAAGCCUUUGCUCCUCAGUUUGGCAGAAAGAGAUGAGCUGUUUUCCGAUGAAAUGAGGAACAAGACUAUCGAGACUCUGCGCAAGAAUCAUAUCAGACAUCAGAUUGAUAUUUACAGUGGCACUUCUCACGGUUUCACUAUCAGAGGUGAUCUUUCUGACCCUGCUGUCAAAUAUGCUGUGGAGAAGUCUGUUUUGGACCAAUCAUUCUGGUUCAAAUCUCUAGAGCCAGACUAUGUCAAGAAUUAGCUAGCUAAUCUGAUUUUUAUAUAGUUACAAAAAAAAUAUCUAAAGAAGAUCUCUUCGGCGAUAGUUUGUAUAACCUUGCCCGGCAUCCAUGUUGAAGUUGCCUCCUUCGUUUUUAGUUUGAGCCAUAGAGGAGUGGGCAGAGUUGUUAGCGGCCGCUUUGAAUAUAAAAGAGUUUCUGCUAUUCUCGUCUUCAUGUGCGUUAGAAAACGGAUUCACGCUGCUACCGCUGGUACUAUCGCUCAUUUUCUGCUCUGGGCUUGGUGCUAGUCCCGCAUUGCUCCCUGAUAGGUUCUCAAUAAGGUACGAAUUUCUAUCAUGGCCUCUCAUGGCUGUGGCUCCAAGAGCAGCCAACUCAUAUUCGACUUUGCCUCCUUCGCCUCUUUCAUUUGGUAUGAAGGCAAGCCUGUCAUCCUUGAUAGGCUCAUACCUAGUAUCUGGAUUUUUCCUUAUGAGAGCCAAUGUACAUGUGACAAUCGUGAAAAUCAAAAGAAUUGCAGCGAAAAUAGCAUUCAAAAUGAAAUAGACAACAGCAGCGACAGAGGAAACGGCAGCAGGUUGUUUGAAAAUGUUCGAAAAAAACAGGUAGAAUAUAGAAUUGAUCACGUUGAUCACGGCAAUGAAAAUGUUGAAAAUAUUGGUUCUUUUGUCCAUGAAUGGCCUCUUGACUAUCAAGCCAAUGCAGUAGAAAAGUUCCAUCGCAAAGAUAAUAACAGCAACGGCUUUCCCGUGGUUCUGUAACACCGCAAUGAAUAAAGCCCUCACAAACAGAUAAACUAGAUGGACAGCAACCCAGUAAUAAUUGUUAGCCUUGUACUGAGCGUACAGAAAUCCAAAUUUGUUCAGAAUCUUUUCGUCUCCAAACAGCAGAUACGCCGGGUUUUUGAACUUCCUUGUUGAUCUUGAGCCAGAGAUCAAUAUCAUAACAGCUGCAUAUACCAUCAAAAUCAAGAAUAUGGCCAAUAUCGCAACAGCAAAAACGACGCAUCCGGCAGAAUCAACUCUAGUGAACUCCCAAAUACACAGCAAUGUCAAUGCUGGGAACGUAAUGUUGUAAAGUCGGUACAGACAUCCCUUAAUGACUGAUCUGUAAUUCUUUCUGAAACCUAUCAGCUUGUCGCCCUUGAUAGUGCCGGUCCUUGCCAUGAGUUCGCAAAUCCCCUUAAACAGAGAUGUAAGAACAAGUAACACGAAUCCAACAAAAAGGAAAAAGAUCACACCAGUCAUGAAGAAGUUCGAUAUUUCAAUGCCUGACAAAUAUGCCACUCUUUGGACUCCCCUCAAAAUCAACGUCUUGGAACCCACGUCGAAUUCGUCUGUCGUGUAAAGGUCAGAGUCGUCCAAAACGUCGGACAUAGAAUCCGAGCUUUCGACACUCAGUCGCUUGACAAGUUUGAGAUGUUUGAGCAUUUUCUGGACAGAGAUCGAAAUAACUGAUUUACUGCGCAAAAUCGAUGUAACACUUCCGCCAGUUGCUUGCACAUACCAGUAGAUGAUGUUUUGCAUGAAUUUGACCUUUAUGAUACCCAACGACCACAUGAAGUUUUGAGCCCAAGAGGCAGCGAUAGGGGGCACUAAAGCCACACCCAUCAUGGACAUAAUAGCAAGGUUUUGGAAGUAAAUGAAUAACGACGCUGCAUUAGAGGCAAUGUGUGCAGCCGUAGCGGAAUGCCCAAGAAUCGAAACAAAUGAGGAAACAACCAGACCAAACCCGGAAAUGAUAGCUAUGGGCCAUCCGGCGUAUCUUGUUUGCACGGUCUUUCCAUUACUCAAAACGGCUUUCACACAUGCUAACGGGGAGUCCUUGGAAGUGUCAUUGGUGGAGUACGCCACAACCUUGACGUAGGCGUCCAGGUCUGGAAUGGUGUAAGCAAUACUCGGAAUUUUGUUUAUCAUGUCACUUGUAAUUUUGUAACUGUAUCCACUGAUACUCAGUCUUCCUGAGGAUAUUGGACACAGUGUUGCGUAGUCCAAAGAACAUAAGUCCACUGUGGUAGAGUAGACGUUCAAACCGUAAACCACAAGCGACAAGUCUGCGGUAACGUAUCCACUGAUAAGGGAAUUUCCAUCGAUGUCGAUGACAACGGUGCUGUUGUCAGGGUAAAAGGUGACAUCAAAAUAGCUGGAACUAAAUUCUGAGUUUUCCAUACAUGUCAGCAACGAUGACGAUUUUAUGUACUUUUUCAUAUCAUUGUUUCCGGCCUCAACUAUGAGGCCUUGGAUGAGAAACCAUAUUGAGAAAGUGAAGAAAGGAGUGAGUUUCAUGGUAAAUAAUAGAUUUGCCUACUCGGCACAAACGAAGCUAUAAAGCACCUUGAGAAGCAAUAAAGAUGAGUUUUUGAUGAGCACGGAAGCGAGCACUCAGCAGCUGUGAGUCC